Messenger RNA from Cydia fagiglandana, 3117 nucleotides. Its product is annotated as connectin-like. Gene Ontology annotation, molecular function: protein binding. The coding region runs from base 149 to 1660 and encodes 503 amino acids. The transcript has 3 exons. Lineage: Eukaryota; Metazoa; Arthropoda; Insecta; Lepidoptera; Tortricidae. The record is from RefSeq and is a predicted model, not a curated record.
CUCGGGGUUGCACGUCGCAGGAAUUUCGGCGUUCUCGCAUCCGAAGUUGCCGAGAACUUAGUUCUCGUAAUUCUGUGAUUAUUACUGGUGCGUGCCUACAUUGAGGGCGAUACGUGAUUCCGGUCUUGGGUUGUGAAAGGCGAGGGUUAUGGAGUCCGUAGUCCAAUAUUUACUCCUAGCUCUGGCUCUGACCUCCGUGCAAAUAUCCUUCACCGAGAGCAGGCUAAAUGAGAAACGCCGCGAUAAAACAGAAAGGAGACACCACACGGCCCAGCUCAACGAUAACAUCUGCGACAUAUCCGACAGAGAAUCCAAAGUGCACUGCUAUUGUGAUAAUAAUGAAGUAAAAACUGCAACCAAAGCUGAUUGUUGGGUCUUCAACGGAGGAAUUAACGAAACUGAUCCGAUUUGGUCAAGCUUCAAUUCACAACCACAUCUAGAAAAACUCAACUUCAACGUCAGAUCGAAUGGCGCUUUGAAAUUCAUCCCACUACACGUAAUACACCACUUGAAGAAACUCCAAAAGCUGUACAUUCAUUACGCAACUAUCAGCAAAAUAGAGAAGAGGACAUUCUCAAACAUGACUAUUUUAAAAGAGAUAAUGCUGACGAACGACAAAAUAACCGAGCUAGAUUUUUCUUCCUUCACCAACUUACCGGUGCUUGUAAACUUAACUAUAAAAAAUAACAAAGUGACUGAGAUUCAACGCGACGUGUUUGUGGAUUUGCCGGCUUUGCGAUACCUGGAUUUAUCGUUCAACAACAUAAAUCUGGCUCACGAAGGUUGUUUCGAACAUCUCACGGUGCUGAGUGAUCUAAUCCUAGAAGGCAAUUCGAUUACCGUUCUCAGCAGAGAGACUUUCCGAGGGUUAGCUAAUUUGACGCGAUUAGAUCUCAGAUCUAACAAGUUAACAAUGAUCGGAGAUUUCACUUUCGCCGAAUUGUGGAAUUUGAAUGAGCUCCUGUUGGAUAAUAAUGAGUUGGAAUAUUUACGUGAAAGAGCUUUCGACGGGCUCGCUCUGCUUCAGAAAUUGUCUAUGACCGGGAAUAAAUUAAGGUCCAUAAAUGAUCGGCUUUUAGAAGGCGUUAGGGGACUUGAGUUAUUAGAUUUGAGGAACAAUGAGCUUGAGUUCUUUACGUUAGAUACGGUUAAACCGAUACUCGACAACUUGAAAGCGAAGACUGCGGUCCUUUAUCUGAGCGGUAACCAAUUAACUUGCGACUGUCGCUUGUCGUGGAUCCACGUACUGCGGAACGAGACUAAGAGCGAACCGCUCAUAAGCGCGCUAGACGACGUGACCUGCGUGCAGAAACUAAGUAAAGAAGUACCCAACGACAUCUCACAAACUUACGACCAGAAACACAGUUUCGAAAUAGAAACUAACGCUGAGGUAUUCCAGCAGGAUGAGGAGGAAAUCUACGAAGAAGCCAGUCCAGCGUACAAGCUCGAAGCUACCGCUCCACCAACAGUUGAACAAGUUGUGGUAUUAGAUAUCCCUGUACAAGCGUUAAAGUGCUUGCAAGAUAUGCCACAAAACGGAGAAGACUCGUUAAUGUUGUCCUCAAAGGACGAGAGCUACUGGCGACCGAGCUCAAGCUUCAAAAUCCUUUCAAAUCUCUCAUUAGUGCUCACUCUAGUCACUAUAAGUUUUUUAAAUUAAACGCAAGCGAAACUGGACUUUAAGGGAACAAUGUGUUGCGCUUGUUUUGUGAGAAUUUGUAAGUCUGCCGUUUCUUCUGUAGUUCGUAAGGAUGAAGACUGGUUAAUUGUAUUUAAUUAAAUUAUUUUGUAGCGAUAACUUUGGUGGUUGUGAGUCGGCUUGCUCGGAAGUCUUAAAACAGUAGUGUUGGUCAAUUUAUAAUUGAAAUUAAGACAGUGAAAAUGUUAUGCAGUUAUUUUAAAGCCCUCCGCUUAAGUAUACAAUUAGAAAAUGUAAUUAAUGCGUUUUAAAAUUAACCGGCACAGAAAAUCAUAAAAUAAAAAGGAAAAGUUAAAUAUAAAUUUGAAAAGCUGAAGCAUUUACCAUCAUAGGACUAAUUUUUGUAUCGGUUACAUUUUAAUUUGUUCUCCUUAGUAUAAUAAUGAAACUUGGUAGCUAUACUUAGUUACAUGCAGAGUUACCGCUUAAGUUGAGAAACUGUGACGGAGCUUUACACAGAAACUAGGAAACUAAUUUCUAAAGCCUGGCUUUGGCAUACAUUAACUUGAUUAACCCAAUAUGAGGCAAAUACUAUACAUAAACAAUGUUUUGAGAAUGCUAUCAUAUAUUUCUUUAAGGAAAAUGGUAAGUAGUAGGGGAGACCAAGGUGAGUUGUGACAGAGGAGAGUUGUGACAUUGUCGAUUUUUUGGAAUCUAUUAUAAGUUGUGAGCUAACAAACGCACACUGUUGCGAGCUCACUAACAGUUAUUAGAUUCCAAAAAAUCGACAAUGUCACAACUCUCCUCUGUCACAACUCACCUCGGUCUCCCCUAACGGUAAUGAAAAAAUACAUUCUAUUCGUAAUUGAUAGAAAAACAUUAAUUGUGUCCAAAUCAGUAAUCUGCUAUCAAAAUUAAACCAAGAACAUUUAAAUCUAAUAAUUUUUAUUCUAAUUAAAUCAUUAUUUCGAAUUUUAAUUAUGUAUUUGGUCCCUAUCGUUCGUAUCAAAAAAACGACACUUGACUGAAAAGAUAUCUGUUAUUUAUAUGACUACACUGUAUAAAAUACGAUUGUGAGUUCCCGAUAUUUGGCAGUGUCAUCGUCACAAAAUAGUCACAAGGUUACCCCGUAAUCCGAUGAUGAUGAAUGUUGUAAUAUAUAAGCUUGAAAAGAAUUAUCAAUUUUUUUAACUACUUGCAUUUCUUAUAUUUAUUGUAUAUUUUGUAUUAUUUUGUGCUGCUGAUAUCUGUCUGUAUAAGUCAUAGUGUAGGAAAUAAUUAUUCAGACCUAGAUUUUGCCAUACUAAUAGAUUACCAGUGAUCGGUUUUAAUUAUUAGACCCUUUGUGUAUAUCAUUAAAUAAAAUAGAAGCUUUACUGACUCAAUUUAGUUUAAGAGCUGUAAAUAUAUUACUUAGAUUUAAAUUUAAAAUAACCAUCAAAUUUGGAUUGAGAAAAUAAAGUAAUUAAUUAAAUCGA